Messenger RNA from Funneliformis caledonium, 312 nucleotides. The record is from the annotation of a GenBank genome assembly. NCBI's taxonomy places the organism in Eukaryota, Fungi, Glomeromycota, Glomeromycetes, Glomerales, Glomeraceae.
AUGCCCAAAAUCAAAGAGCUUUCCAUUUUUGAACGUGGUAAAAUCAUUGGACUUCAUAAAGAUAAUCAUAAUCCUAGACAUUUCCAGAAUUUUAAAUAUGGAUUAGUAUUUCCUGCUUCUCAGUCUGGAAGACCAUCUAUUUUUAAUGAUUUUGAUAAAUGGCAUCUUAUUCAAUUACUUAAAAAUGAUAGGCAGCAAUCUGUUGAUGAACUAACUGAAAAAUUUAAUGAAUUAGAACUUAAAACUUCAAGUUCCUUUACCAUAUGUCAUAACCUUUAUGAAUUAGGAUAUCAUGGGAUUAGAAAACUUUAG